This is a messenger RNA of Cannabis sativa, 1601 nucleotides long. Its product is annotated as lecithin-cholesterol acyltransferase-like 1. The transcript is spliced from 2 exons. Bases 216 to 1529 code for a protein of 437 amino acids. Gene Ontology annotation, biological process: lipid metabolic process. NCBI's taxonomy places the organism in Eukaryota, Viridiplantae, Streptophyta, Magnoliopsida, Rosales, Cannabaceae. The record is from RefSeq and is a predicted model, not a curated record.
CAGAAUAAAGUAAUGGAUUCUUCUUCACCAGUCACCACACCCACACGUUUACAAAGCUGCAUACGUCGACUCUAGCUUCUCCCACUCUCCACUCUCACCAAUCAAUCACCAUUCACGAUUCACCAAUAUGGCAAUAGCAACAACAGGACACUUCCACUUUAGGUGAAUUGAAACACAAUUAUAUCCAAAAUUGGUUCCAAAUUCCAACUAAGGUAAUGAAGGAAUCACGAACAUUGGAUCAGCUGGCCAAACUAAUUGCAACGCUGGUGGUGAUGAUGAUGUACACGUGUCAAGCAACGAUUAGCCCUUACAAUCUCCAUCCCCUGAUCCUAAUCCCGGGCAACGGCGGAAACCAGCUAGAAGCCAGGCUGACCAGCGCUUACGAGCCGCCGAGUCUGUUGUGCAACCGGUGGUACCCGAUUUCCAGAAACAAGGAUGGUUGGUUCAGGCUAUGGUUCGACCCCAGCGUCCUAUUGGCUCCUUUUACCAAGUGCUUCGCUCACCGUAUGACCCUCUACUACGACCUGGGCACCGAUGAUUACCAUAAUGCCCCUGGGGUCCAGACCCGGGUUCCCCAUUUCGGAUCCACCCAAUCCCUCCUCUACCUCAACCCUCAUCUCAAAGAGAUAACAGGGUAUAUGGCACAUCUAGUGGAGUCUUUGGAGGAAAUAGGGUACGAGGACGGGAAAACCCUGUUCGGAGCCCCAUACGACUUCCGGUACGGUUUAGCUGCGGAGGGUCAUCCGACCCGAGUUGGCUCCAAGUAUCUACAGGACCUUAAAGCUUUGAUAGAGAACGCAAGCUCCUCCAAUGGCGGCAAGCCAGUAAUCCUUCUCUCUCACAGCUUAGGAGGACUCUUUGCCCUCCAAUUCCUCAAUCGAAACCCUCUCUCAUGGCGCCGAAAAUUCGUCAAACACUUCAUCGCAAUCUCGGCUCCAUGGGGCGGCACUGUGGAGGAGAUGCUCACCUUUGCUUCCGGGUACUCGCUUGGAGUUCCACUCGUUGAGCCAUUGCUAGUAAGGGACGAGCAGAGGAGCUCGGAGAGCAAUCUGUGGCUGAUGCCCAACCCCAAUUUGUUCGGUCGGGAAAGGGCAUUGGUGAUUACUCCAAACGACAAUUAUACGGCGUACGACAUCCCCGAAUUCCUAAACGACAUUGGAUUCCCUCAAGGGGUCUAUCCUUACAAAACUCGCAUACUGCCUCUGAUGGAUCGGAAUCAACUGGCGGCGCCUGGGGUCCCCGUCUCGUGCGUGAUCGGAAGUGGGGUACGGACACCAGAAACUCUGUUCUACGGGCCGAAUGGGUUCGAUGAGCAACCAGAGAUUGUCUAUGGAGAUGGAGAUGGGACGGUGAAUAUGGUCAGCUUGUUGGGGCUUGAGUCGUUAUGGAGCCAUUCUCAGAACCAAACGCUUAGAGUGAUUAAAAUUGUUGGAGCUUCUCAUACUCAAAUACUAAAAGAUGGAGCUGCCCUUUCUGAAAUAGUACGGCAAAUUUCUACUAUCAAUUCCCAGUUCAGUUUUGGGAAAUGACAAACAUUGUAUUAUUUUCAUUCAACUAAUGACAAAUUAUAAAUAAUAACUAUGUCUAUUGUUUGUGUCAAA